Molecule: messenger RNA, 1548 nt
Organism: Psammomys obesus (fat sand rat)
Lineage: Eukaryota; Metazoa; Chordata; Mammalia; Rodentia; Muridae
Gene: Irx4
Product: iroquois homeobox 4
Exons: 5
Coding region: 1-1548 (515 amino acids)
Biological process (GO): cell development; regulation of transcription by RNA polymerase II; neuron differentiation
Cellular component (GO): nucleus
Molecular function (GO): DNA-binding transcription factor activity, RNA polymerase II-specific; RNA polymerase II cis-regulatory region sequence-specific DNA binding
Source: RefSeq, a predicted model, not a curated record
AUGUCCUAUCCCCAGUUUGGAUACCCCUAUUCCUCUACUCCCCAGUUCCUGAUGACCACCAACUCCCUGAGCACGUGCUGCGAGUCGGGCGGCCGCACACUGGCUGACUCCGGGCCUGCAGCCUCAGCACAGGCGCCGGUCUACUGCCCUGUCUACGAGAGCCGGCUGCUGGCCACUGCCCGCCACGAACUCAAUUCAGCCGCCGCGCUCGGCGUCUAUGGAAGCCCCUACGGCGGCUCGCAGGGUUACGGCAACUACGUGACCUACGGCUCUGAGGCGUCUGCUUUCUACUCGCUGAACAGCUUCGAGUCCAAGGAUGGCACAGGAUCUUCACACGCCGGCCUAGCACCCGCAGCCGCAGCUGCAGCCUACUAUCCUUAUGAGCCAGCUCUGGGCCAGUACCCCUAUGACAGGUACGGGACCGUGGACAGCGGCACUCGGCGCAAGAACGCCACCCGGGAGACCACCAGCACGCUGAAGGCCUGGCUGCAGGAGCACCGCAAGAACCCGUACCCCACCAAGGGAGAGAAGAUCAUGCUGGCCAUCAUCACCAAGAUGACCCUCACGCAGGUCUCCACCUGGUUCGCCAACGCGCGCAGGCGCCUCAAGAAGGAGAACAAGAUGACCUGGCCACCUCGAAAUAAGUGCGCAGAUGAGAAGCAGAGGCCCUACGGGGAGGGCGAGGAGGAGGAGGCCGGUGAGGAGGAGUCGCGGGAGGAGCCUCUUAAGAGCGCCAAGAGUGAAGGUGCCAUUGGCAAAGAGGACAAGGAGCUAGAACUCAGUGACCUGGAAGACUUCGACCCUCUAGGCGCAGAGACCUCAGAGUGCGAUCUGAAGACGCCCUUUCAGCCCCUCGACAGCGGACCAGAGAGGAUUUCUGCUUCAUCUGACGGCCCCAGCACAGGCAAGGAGGCCUCCGCCACGCUCCGGAUGCCCCUGGGCACCGCUGGUGGAGCUGCCAUGGAUGAGGACCUGGAGAGGGCACGGAACUGCCUCCAGAGCACAGUGGUUGCGCCAGACUCUGGCGCCGAUGGCGGCCCACAGUCCUGCGAAGCCAAACUGAGCUUUGCUCCGGCGGUGGCGCCGCCGACCCUGGAGACCAAGCCCCGUAUCUGGUCCUUGGCGCACACAGCCACCGCGGCUGCAGCCACAGCUCUGAGCCAGACUGAGUUUCCCUCCUGCAUGCUGAAACGCCAAGGUCCGGCGGGUGCAUCCACGGCGCCGCCGGCAUCUUCGCCUGCAGUCCCUUCUGUGGCCCUGGAUAGGCACCAGGACUCCCCAGUAACUAGUCUCAGAAACUGGGUGGAUGGGGUAUUUCACGACCCCAUCCUUAGGCACAGCACUUUGAACCAGGCCUGGGCCACCGCUAAGGGCGCACUUCUGGAUCCUGGCCCUCUAGGACGCUCACUGGGGGCGGGCACCAACGUACUGACGACGCCCCUGGCUUGCUCCUUUCCGCCCACGGUGCCCCAAGACGUCCCACCCGCGGGGGCCUCCCGGGAGCUGCUGGCUACGCCCAAGGCCGGUGGCAAACCCUUCUGCACUUAA